This is a messenger RNA of Talaromyces amestolkiae, 1896 nucleotides long. RefSeq lists its product as uncharacterized. The record is from RefSeq and is a predicted model, not a curated record. The transcript is spliced from 3 exons. Bases 1 to 1896 code for a protein of 631 amino acids. Gene Ontology annotation, molecular function: DNA-binding transcription factor activity; sequence-specific DNA binding. Lineage: Eukaryota; Fungi; Ascomycota; Eurotiomycetes; Eurotiales; Trichocomaceae. Gene Ontology annotation, cellular component: nucleus. Gene Ontology annotation, biological process: positive regulation of transcription by RNA polymerase II.
AUGAAUCAGACACAAUCAUACAUGGACGUACAUACGUCACACUUUUCCUCGCCUCAGCCCUACGGCUCGCAUGGAGCAACAGCUGGCGGAAUGGUGCCAUACUCGCAUUAUCAGCAGCCGCCGCCUCUUCUGCCACCUGGAUCUGCUGGUUACCCGUCGACACCGGGCUCCUAUUCUUAUCCAUACUCUAAUGGCGUUGCUUCAACCACACAGCCGGCAUCUAAUUCAAUUAGCAGCCAGGUCCCGGCUCAAAUACUGCCUCUGCCAGCUAUGACCAGCCAUACUGUAACACCACAUGGAUAUGUCAGCGGAGCAGCACAGUCCCAGCAGAACGCUGUCCACGAUCCAACUGGUCAGACUUGUCCGCCAGGAGCUAAGCCGAGAGUAACCGCAACCUUGUGGGAAGAUGAAGGCAGUCUCUGCUACCAGGUUGAGGCCAAGGGUGUAUGUGUGGCCCGACGUGAAGAUAACCACAUGAUCAAUGGUACCAAGUUGCUAAAUGUUGCUGGUAUGACCAGAGGCCGUCGCGAUGGCAUACUGAAAAGCGAAAAGGUUCGCCAUGUUGUGAAAAUCGGUCCAAUGCAUCUGAAGGGUGUAUGGAUCCCAUACGAGAGAGCCCUCGAUUUCGCCAACAAGGAGAAAAUCACGGACCUGCUCUACCCAUUAUUUGUUCACAACAUCGGUGGUCUUUUGUAUCACCCACAAAACUCUAACCGGACCAACAUGGUCGUUCACGAUUCGCAACAGCGUAGACUUGAGGGCAGCCAGAGUGCUCGAACCUCCCAAGGACCCCAGCCUCCUACACUUCAUCACCACCACUCAAUGAACGGUUCCGUUUCUGCUCACAUGCCACAAGCAUCGGCUUCUUCCGUCACCCCUCAAGCAAAUGGCCGGCCAGAUAUGAAUCGUGCUCAUACUUUCCCCACUCCUCCAGCUAGUGCAUCCAGCUUGAUCGGUAUCCCUAACCAAGGCAGCACUUACGAUUGGAACAACCAGAACAUGAGUUCUGCCGUCCAAACUUCUCAAAAUGUCCCUAUCGACAAUGGAAUGAACAAUACGAGGUCAAUGCCCACAACGCCGGCCACCACGCCACCAGGAAACAACCUUCAGGGCAUGCCGCCAUACCAGAACCAGCCCACUUAUGACAGCUCUAAGUCAUACUAUUCCGCAGCCCCCUCAACACAAGGUCAAUACGCUUCGCAGCCGCUACCUGCCCACUCUCUCACCUAUGGUCAGCCCAUUAUGAAGGAUCUUGGUUCUGGAAGACCGUCUCUUGGUUCUGUUGAACAGGAGCACGAUGAGGUCAAGGUUGACCGAUACAAUCAGCCAAAUGGUCAAGUCAACGGCACAGAGGAAGAGAACGGCCAACAGCAGGAGCCUGAGUAUGUACAAGACAAUGUCGCUGGUUCUUAUGCAAGCCGCAAUUCUUAUACAUACACUACCAAUCCCUCGGUAUCCUCGCUUGCUGGAGACCAUCAGCUAGGCGGGUCUCCCUCGCAUCAGAAUGGUAAUGAUAGGAUGACACCGCGUACUGCAGGCGCCAACCCACCACCGCAGUGGUCUCAGGGCUACAACACCCCUCCAAGGGUUGUACCAGCAGGUAGCAUUUCCAACAUUGUCAGCGACMCCCGGGGAGCMCCUGCCGGCGACUCAUACGCUCCCAGCACUGCAUAUGCAUCGAACUAUUCUGGCUAUUCGUCCGUGAAUGGGCCUUCUAUGGGAUCCACCAAAAGAAUGCGCGAUGAUGAAGAAGACCAUUUGUCGCGACCCGAUGGUCGUGAGAAUGAAUACGAGUCCAAGCGCCGCAAGACUUUGACGGAGCCCCCUGUUGGCGGCGCUUUCAUGCAAAUGCAGCAGCAGCCCGUUCCGGCAGGAGGAGUGAUGCGACGCCGCUGA